AUGUCUCAACAAAAUGGAAAAGAAACCAAAAAGGUAACAAACAAUGAACCAAAUGAAGAUGGGAGGGAUAAUGAAACCAAAAAGGUAGUCGAGAAAGAGAAAUGGUACGUGCCUUCACCAAUAUAUAAGCCACUCAUUCCUUAUCCUCAAAGACUGGCUAAAUCCAAAACCGAAGGUCAGUUUAAGAAAUUUGUAGAGCUUCUGAAAAAACUUAAUAUUACAAUACCCUUUACAAAACAUAUUACACAAAUGUCUUCCUAUGCCAAAUUCCUUAAAGAGAUCCUAUCUAAUAAGAAGAAACUUGAGGAUAAUGAGACAUUGAUGCUUACUACAAAAUGUAGUGCCCUCUUUCAAAAUAACAUGCCUCCUAAGUUAAAGGACCCAGACUUCAUAAUAAUGGACAUAAAGGAAGAUUCCAACAUUCCAAUCAUAUUAGGAGGACCCUUUUUGGCCAUUGCAGGUGCCAUUAUAAAUGUGAAACGAGGAAAACUAACCUUUAAGGUCGGUGAGGAGAAAAUCGAAUUCAUUCUUUCACAAUUCCAAAAGGCACCUACUAUAGAUGAUACUUGUUGUUUCAUAGACAUCAUUGAAGAAUGUAUUAAGGAAAUAAAGAUGGAACCAUAUAAGGAUAUUGAAGUCCUAAAAAUUCCAGCACCUCCUGUUGGAGAAGGGUGCCAAUGCACUGGAAACAUUUCUAGACGCGACAAAAUGCCAUUAAAAAACAUAUUAGAAGUGGAAAUCUUCGACGUGUGGGGUAUUGAUUUUAUGGGCCUUUUCCCAUCCUCAUUAGGAAACAAAUUUAUACUCGUUAUGAUUGACUAUGUGUCGAAACGGAUCGAGGCUAUAUCUUCUCCUACAACUGACACACAAGUCGUGGUUAAACUUUUCAACAACAUUAUCUUCCCUAGAUUCGGUGUGCCUAGACUCGUCAUUAGUGACAGUGGAUCUUAUUUCAUUUCAAAAAUCUUUGAAAAACUAUUGCUUAAAUACGGAGUCCGACACCGAAUAACAACACCUUACCACCCACAAAUAAGUGGUCAAGUUGAAAAUUAUAACAGGGAAAUAAAGAAAAUAUUAGAGAAGACUGUUGCAACAUCUAGGAAAGAUUGGUCUUCUAAACUUCACGAUGCUCUAUGGGCCUAUAGAACGGCUUACAAAAAUCCCAUAGGAAUCACACCCUUUAAGUUAGUAUAUCAUAAAUCCUGCCAUCUGCCGAUCGAGCUAGAGCAUAAAGCCUAUUGGGUCAUUAAGGCCUUAAACAUGGACUACGAUGCCGCAGGCGAAAAGCGAAUAUUAUACAUCCAUGAAUUAGAAGAAUUAAGAUUAAAUGCCUAUGAGAAUACCCAAAUCUAUAAGGACCGAACUAAAAAGUGGCAUGACAAGCGUAUAGCGAGGAGAGAGUUCAAAAAGGGUGAAUUAGUUCUUCUUUUCAACUCUUGA
Lathyrus oleraceus (garden pea) is the source of this 1440-nucleotide messenger RNA. RefSeq lists its product as uncharacterized. The transcript is spliced from 3 exons. Gene Ontology annotation, biological process: DNA integration. NCBI's taxonomy places the organism in Eukaryota, Viridiplantae, Streptophyta, Magnoliopsida, Fabales, Fabaceae. Bases 1 to 1440 code for a protein of 479 amino acids. Gene Ontology annotation, molecular function: nucleic acid binding. The record is from RefSeq and is a predicted model, not a curated record.